Gossypium raimondii (Peruvian cotton) is the source of this 2385-nucleotide messenger RNA. RefSeq names its product ascorbate transporter, chloroplastic. Bases 407 to 2080 code for a protein of 557 amino acids. Gene Ontology annotation, biological process: transmembrane transport. The record is from RefSeq and is a predicted model, not a curated record. The transcript has 12 exons. Gene Ontology annotation, molecular function: transmembrane transporter activity. NCBI's taxonomy places the organism in Eukaryota, Viridiplantae, Streptophyta, Magnoliopsida, Malvales, Malvaceae.
UAUAGAAACCACUGAGAUUCUUCCCGCUUUGAAAAUAAAAUAAAAAACCUCCGCAACAAAUUUCUAUCGAAGGAAAGGAACAGAAGGAUCUGUUUAUCCGUUCCAGCGUCAGAGGACGUUGGUACUAAGAACUAAAAGCGGUGUCGUGUCAUAGAUUUGAACUGAAAUGGUAUAAUUACUAGUUAGUUCUCUAAAGUCGAGCUUUUUCACUGUAAUACUUGCAUUUCACCAAUGGCUAUCGGCGGUCUGAUUUCCAACCGGAGUUUCGGUUCUUUUAUCGGUUCAGUUUAGUCUCUUUGGAUUUGAAGUAUACUUUGAAGUGGAUGAGAGUAAAGUAUGUCAAGGGGAACAAGCCAUUUUGCUUCACAAGGGAGAGAGAUCAGGCAUUGCUGUUCUGCAUGGUAACAUGUUUUACCGGAAGUUAUGGAGCCAAACAGCAAAUGGUUUUUUAUCUGGAUACACAUGCGGCCGAUAUCUAAGGAGUACUGUUCAUUUAGAUGAAAACACUUUGAAACCUCUAUCAGUUUCACCUAAUGGCAGACAACUUAUUUCUUCAGUGUCAUUGUGCCACUGUAAGAAGUCUCACAAAGUUUCCCCGCGACAAAGAAGUAGAGGAAGUUUUGGAUACUAUUCUUUUUCAAGUCCAGUGCCUGGAGGUUGCCUUGAGCCAAGUGACAAGGAUGGGAUAGGAAAAAACAGUACUUCUGCUUACUAUAAAUCUGAAGAGUAUGACAUAACAGAAGCAAAGGUGGACUCUUUGCCAUCUCCAGAUGGAAUGAACGAAGCUAUUCUAGUUGGAGGAGACAUGCAGGAAGCAGUCCCGUUGUGGCAGGAUUUUCCAAAGCGCUGGGUUAUUGUGCUGCUAUGUUUUGCAGCCUUCCUGUUAUGCAAUAUGGAUCGUGUUAACAUGAGCAUUGCUAUACUCCCCAUGUCGAAAGAGUUCAACUGGAACAGUGCAACAGUUGGUUUGAUUCAGUCCUCCUUUUUUUGGGGAUACUUGCUCACUCAGAUUCUUGGAGGCAUAUGGGCAGAUAAAAUUGGUGGGAAGUUAGUCCUGGGGUUUGGAGUUGUCUGGUGGUCAGUAGCUACUGUUUUGACACCUAUUGCUGCAAGAUUUGGACUGCCAUUUUUGCUAAUUAUGCGUGCUUUUAUGGGAAUUGGCGAGGGUGUGGCUAUGCCAGCGAUGAACAACCUACUUUCAAAGUGGAUUCCAGUGUCAGAGAGAAGUAGAUCGCUUGCACUUGUGUACAGUGGCAUGUAUCUUGGUUCUGUUAUUGGGCUGGCUUUCUCUCCUAUCUUAAUCAACAAGUUUGGGUGGCCAUCUGUAUUUUACUCAUUUGGCUCCCUUGGAAGCAUCUGGUUUGCAUUAUGGUUGAGAAAAGCAUAUAGCUCCCCAAAGGAAGACCCUGAGCUAAGUAAAGAAGAAAAGAAAAUAAUCAUGGGAGGCAGCAUAUCCAAGGAACCUGUAACGGUCAUUCCAUGGCAAUUAAUAUUAUCAAAAGCCCCUGUUUGGGCUCUCAUAAUUUCUCACUUCUGCCAUAAUUGGGGAACUUUUAUUCUCUUGACAUGGAUGCCUACAUACUAUAAUCAGGUUUUGAAGUUCAACCUGACUGAAUCUGGACUCCUCUGUGUAUUGCCAUGGUUGACUAUGGCUGCCUUUGCGAAUAUAGGAGGAUGGAUCGCAGACACACUAGUGAGCAAAGGUCUUUCUGUAACAACAGUUCGUAAGAUCAUGCAAUCGAUAGGUUUUCUAGGGCCAGCUUUCUUCCUUACGCAGCUAAUCCAUGUCAAGACACCUGCUAUGGCAGUGCUGUGCAUGGCAUGUAGUCAGGGAUCUGAUGCAUUCUCUCAAUCUGGUCUUUAUUCCAAUCACCAAGACAUCGGCCCACGAUAUGCUGGAGUUCUAUUAGGAUUGUCAAACACAGCCGGAGUGCUGGCUGGUGUUUUUGGGACUGCUGCUACUGGUUACAUACUCCAACGAGGUUCCUGGAAUGAUGUGUUUAAGGUGUCAGUUGCAUUGUACAUCAUAGGCACGUUAGUUUGGAACUUAUUUUCAACCGGAGAGAAAGUUCUCGACUAAGAAAAUGCUAUACAAGGGAGAAUGGAAGCCUACAUAACUAAAAGAUAACUUACAAAGUAAUAGAAGGAGCAGACAUGCCAUGGUGCCAGGGUGACUGAAACAAACCCUGCUAAAAACAGCAAAGUGCCAUAGUUUAACAUGUAAGGCCCUCCUACGUUGGCUGGAAAAAUAUGUAUUUUUCAGGCAAAGUUCCUUCUUUCGUUUCAUUUGUGUUUUUAUGGUGUAUGUGGCAAUCCAUGAAGCAUCUUCUUUGACCAUUAAAUGCUUACAGGUUAUAUAAUUCAUACCAAACUUCCCAAUGCAAA